Molecule: messenger RNA, 1652 nt
Organism: Leucoraja erinaceus (little skate)
Lineage: Eukaryota; Metazoa; Chordata; Chondrichthyes; Rajiformes; Rajidae
Gene: thg1l
Product: tRNA-histidine guanylyltransferase 1-like
Exons: 7
Coding region: 30-968 (312 amino acids)
Biological process (GO): tRNA modification
Molecular function (GO): tRNA guanylyltransferase activity; magnesium ion binding
Source: RefSeq, a predicted model, not a curated record
UGUGGAGGCCAGCGCGGCACGGGUGCCCAAUGCAGUAUUGUUAUUUGGGUCGACUAUCAAGAGCUGGUGUUCAAGUUGGUCUUUUCAGGUGCAUUAGGAGAACCAGUGGAGUUAAACGAAUUUUCCUAAAGGUUCCACCACAUACUACUUGCAGAACAAUGGCUAAAAGUAAAUUUGAAUAUGUUCGUAACUUUGAAGCUGAUGACACCUGUCUGCAAAACUGCUGGGUUGUGGUUCGACUGGAUGGCCGAAAUUUUCACAAGUUUGCCGAUCAGCACAGUUUCAAAAAGCCCAAUGAUGAGCGGGCCCUUCAUUUGAUGACCAAGUGUGCAUUGACUGUCAUGGAAGAACUGAGUGACAUUGUAAUUGCAUACGGCCAAAGCGAUGAGUAUAGCUUUGUCUUCAAAAAAAGAAGUAACUGGUUCAAGAGGAGAGCAAGCAAAUUCAUAAGCCAUGUGGUCUCCCAGUUUUCUUCCAGCUUUGUCUUCUACUGGAAAGAUUUCUUUAAAGAUCAAUCUCUCUUAUUUCCUCCUGGAUUUGAUGGGAGAGUAGUUCUAUAUCCCAGCAACCAAAACCUCCGGGACUACCUAAGUUGGAGACAGGCUGACUGUCAUAUCAAUAAUCUUUAUAACACAACAUUCUGGGCCCUUGUGCAGCAAGGUGGUUUAUCCAAUUGUGAAGCUGAAGAGAGGCUGAAGGGCACUCUUGCAGGAGACAAAAAUGAAAUUUUAUUUUCGGAGUUCAAUAUUAAUUAUAAUAAGGAAUCUGCAAUGUUUAGGAAAGGAACUGUACUGUUAGGGCAAAAGGUUGAAGAAACUAUUGAUAAACAGACCACAACUCCAGAUGCACCAGAAGGAAUAAAUGUCAUGGUUAAAAGGACUCGCAAAAAGAUUCUCCCGCUACAUGUUGAUGUCAUUGGAGAUGGGUUCUGGGAGGAACAUUUGGAGAUUCUUGCUGAUAACAGCUAGACAGAAUGGUUUACUACUUUUUUUCCCCAACCCACAGCUCCUGAAUGUCGCCGUAUGUUCACGAGUACAGAUCAGCAAGCACUGAUGGAUUUUUGGGGUAUCUUGUACAGGCACUCAAGAACGGUCUCGACCCGAAUCGUCUCCUAUUCCUUUUCUCCAGAGAUGCUGCCUGACCCGCUGUGUUGCUCCAGCUUUUUGUGUGUGAAAUUUGGUUUAAACCAGCAUCUGCAGUUCCUUCCUACACAGUAAUUUUCAACAUUGGACUGCUGCAGGUGAGAAUUUAUCAGGAACCGAGGGGUGCAUCAUACAAGGUCUGCCUCCAGAAUCUAUGUGUGUGUGUGUGUGUGUGGACCUCCCAACGAAGUUCAGUGAAUGAAGAAGGGUUUCGGCCCGAAACGUUGCCUAUUUCUUUCGCUCCAUAGAUGCUGCUGCACCCGCUGAGUCUCUCCAGCACUUUUGUCUACUUUCGAAGUUCGGUGAAUGACCUGCAAACAGAUUUCCUUGGUCAAUGAAUGCGAUGGCUGGGUAAUUUUAGACAAGACUGUAGAACUUGGGCUAGUGCCCUGAUUCCGAAUACAGUCGAAUUUGCAGAUGUCCUUUUUGAAGAUUUAACAUUUUGAAUUGAGAAAGCUUUUGACAAUUUUCAUAAAAAUAAAUGUGUUGCUUAUUUUUGCAUCCUGAAAA